This is a messenger RNA of Ixodes scapularis (black-legged tick), 2385 nucleotides long. RefSeq names its product achaete-scute complex protein T3. The transcript is spliced from 4 exons. Gene Ontology annotation, biological process: regulation of transcription by RNA polymerase II; developmental process. The record is from RefSeq and is a predicted model, not a curated record. Bases 1 to 687 code for a protein of 228 amino acids. Gene Ontology annotation, molecular function: RNA polymerase II transcription regulatory region sequence-specific DNA binding; DNA-binding transcription factor activity, RNA polymerase II-specific; protein dimerization activity. Lineage: Eukaryota; Metazoa; Arthropoda; Arachnida; Ixodida; Ixodidae.
AUGGCGACGCUGUUGCCGAGCCCGCCGUCAAGCGAUGACCUCUCGGCCGUGUUUUUCGGACAGGCUGCCUGGACUACCACCACGACGCUGCCUGGACUGUGCCGGAGCAGCCAGCGGACGUCGUUCCAGCCGUGCUCGCCGGAGACUCCCGACGACUCCUCGAGCAGGGACUCGGACCUGGGCCCCUUGACGGCGGCCAAGGACGGCUCCCCGUCGUCUGCCGUCACAUCGUCCACGUCGGCGGCAUCUCCGGGGGCCGACGCGGCGUCGCCCAAGUCGGCCUACAAGCACGUGCCGCACCGCGAGAAGCCGCCCCACCUGGUGGCCCGGAGGAACGCCCGGGAGCGCCGCAGGGUCCAGGCCGUCAACAACGCCUUCUCCAGGCUCCGCAAGUGCGUGCCUAUCGAGAACAGGGCCAAGAGGCUGUCGAAGGUGAAGACGCUGCACAAGGCCAUCGAGUACAUCCACGCCCUCCAGGAGCUGUUGGACGACGCCGACAAGUCGGUGUCCUCGUCGGCCCCGGACGUGGUCACUGAGGCCUACCAGGAGCCCGCCUUGAUGCAGAGCAACAAGGAGAACGAAGCUAGUCAGCGCUGGAUCACCCUAGAGAACGCCACAUGUGCAUCCGAAAGCUACCCGAGUUACCUCAACUUCUACGAAGAGUACCCUUCGACGUUCGCCAGCUGAUGAGGACGCCCCAAACGAAAUCACCGUCCGAGCAAGCUGGCCUGCGAACGAGAGCGGCGGAACACCGACAUCGCGGCGUUCACUUCCCGGAUCCAGUAUUAUAUACCGACGGAAGCCAGCCACAGUGCCCAAGUUCCUGGCGUCUAACCACGGCCCAAAGCUUCGUUAGGCCUACCGCCGUCGCCCUUCCUCGUGUGCUGGGUGUGAACUGCCGAGUCGUUCUUGUUGUGUGUAAAUACUGACUUGGUUAAAGGCCCAUUCGGCCGGUAUCAGUGAGUUUUCUCACACAGUGCGAUCCAUUACUCGUCUUCAUGUGUAGGUCGUUUCACAUGGACUGAUUCCGCUUACGAAGAUGCGUGCGACGCUGGAGGCAUCAUCAUGAAGGCCCGUUUACACUCUUCUAAUGCUUACGACCGAGUUCUUGUGAUCUCUUACGACGACAGACGCUGGCGCCAUCUAUGAAGUGAUCCUGGAACUGCAUUUCACUAAAGCGAAGGCUUGGCAGUAUAUUUGAGAGGUCGAAUGUACGUAUUAUAUAUGAGAAAUUGUCGUUUAUAAAAUUACCAAGAGUUUUUUUCGAGCCAAGAAAGAAAGAAAUAGACGAACAUUUUAAGUGUUCCUUUUCUACCCGAUAGAUGGCGCCAGUCGACUCGUUCGUCCGCUCUCGUUGCAAGAGACCCCAAGAGGCUUUAAGGCACUCGUUCGCCACUGUGCGAACCAGUUUUUAAGUGCUAGAGGCAUGCACGACAAGACGCCCGACAGGUCGUACGACGCGUUGACAAAAUGGCCGAUUGGUGUCACGUGUCUUCGCGUGACGCCAUGAUUCACUGCCGCCUAACGGUCAAAUGAGCCGCAAUAUCGUGAGCCACACCAUUCCUACCUGUACUGUGACUAUUCAGCGGCUCUGCAUGAAGCCAAUAAUGCCUCAACAGUUCGAACAUAUCUGCGGAAAACCUUUGAUUGGGGGAGAGUUCAUGCAAACAAAAUUUCAAACGGGCAGAAGUGACUCCGAUAGCGUUGCGCAUGACUUGUGCGGUGAUUCUCGGCUCGUUUUUCUUCGAAGCUGUGUAGGUUUAUCGUCGUAUUUGAGAGUGAAAGCUUUUCCACCGAACCAGCACGCUCUCUUCGCUCCGUGACGUCACGCUGGCAUGGUGGCGUUGUCGUCGCAGCAUAGCCUUGUACAGUGCUCGUCAGCCGAGCAUCCCUUCGAGUAACGCCGUUGCAACGUCUAUUCAGUCCAAGUCCGGCAACUUUUUAUGCUUGAUGAGACACGUUGUUCUCUAGCUGACACUGGCCGCGGUCGAUCGUCGGGAGAUGGCGCUGCAUUACUAGUCCUGCGUCACACUUCGGGCAUUCAGUCUUUCGCGUUGAAGGCUAUACCGCGCAGGGUUUAUGCCACACGUAUCUCAUCAUAUACCGGUAUAUUUCUGUUCGUCUGUUUCUGUCGUGCAAAGUAUAAAGGAAACACGACCGUCCCGUAUUCGAGCCAACUGUGAAUUCUCGUAGCGAAAGUGCCCUGAAAACGACAGUUCGAAAAGCGGGCAAAUAUUUCUCAUUACGUCGAAGGAGAGGAAGGAUGAGCCCUCAGGAAAUGGACAAAGUAGGAACAGCGUUGGAGACGUUGCGAAUCUGCCGAGAUGCAAAUUCAACCAGAUCCGCGUUUUUCGAACUUGAAAGCAAAGUCCGACUGAGGUUCGA